CCCAAUUCCCGCCAAAUAGGUUGCAAAAGAGCCCGAUUCACUUUCUCUCUCAUCUCCACCCUUGUCUACGACUACAACUCUCUCUCUCUCUCUCACUCUCUCUGUGGCACACACCCACACUCAACAGAGGCGAAGUAGAAGAAGAAGACAUGGACUUGAGCGAGGAACUUAGGGCACAGCACAAGCGAACAUUCGUCAAGUUCUUCGAAAACGAAAAUGUAAACCUGAAAACCGAGAUCAAGGACAUGACCGACCACAAACGUCGCCGUUUAAUCAUCAAUCUCUCCGACCUUUACAAUGACAAGAAUGGAGAGGGCGCCGACUUGGCUCGCAGGAUUCUUUACAAUCCGAGUGAGUAUAUGCAACCGUUGUGCGAUGCAAUAACGGAAAUCACUCGGACAUGUGAUCCCAAGUACUUGAAGGAAGGAGAGCAAGUGCUUGUUGGAUUUGAGGGUCCUUUUGUGUCACGGCGUGUAACACCAAGAGAGCUUUUGUCUGGCUUCAUUGGUUCAAUGGUCUGCGUCGAGGGCAUUGUUACUAAAUGUUCUCUUGUAAGGCCAAAGGUUGUUAAAAGUGUCCACUUCUGCCCUUCAACUGGGAAAUUCACAGCCCGUGAAUAUCGAGAUAUCACAUCCAAUAUGGGUUUGCCCACAGGAUCUGUUUAUCCAACACGGGAUGAUAGUGGCAAUUUGUUGGUAACUGAGUAUGGGUUAUGCCAAUACAAAGACCAUCAAACAGUAUCAAUGCAAGAGGUGCCUGAGAAUUCUGCUCCUGGGCAGCUUCCACGAACAGUUGAUGUCAUUGUAGAGGAUGACCUUGUGGAUUCUUGCAAGCCUGGAGACCGUGUGGCAAUUGUUGGGAUAUACAAAGCACUUCCUGGAAGUAGCAAGGGCGGUGUGAAUGGAGUAUUCAGGACUGUCCUCAUAGCUAACAGUGUCUCUCUGCUCAAUAAAGAAGCAAAUGCUCCAAUCUACACUGCUGAAGACAUAAACAAGAUCAAAAAGAUAUCUGAGAGGGACGAUGCAUUCGAUCUACUUGCUAAUUCACUUGCACCAUCUAUAUAUGGACACUCAUGGAUAAAGAAGGCAGUGAUUCUAUUGAUGCUUGGUGGAACAGAAAAGAACUUGAAGAAUGGUACCCAUUUACGAGGCGACAUAAACAUGAUGAUGGUCGGUGAUCCUUCUGUUGCAAAGUCUCAGCUACUAAGAGCGAUCAUGAAUAUUGCUCCUUUGGCUAUAUCAACAACUGGUCGGGUUCUUCUGGAGUCGGAUUGA
Ilex paraguariensis (yerba mate) is the source of this 1274-nucleotide messenger RNA. Lineage: Eukaryota; Viridiplantae; Streptophyta; Magnoliopsida; Aquifoliales; Aquifoliaceae. The record is from the annotation of a GenBank genome assembly.